This is a messenger RNA of Ctenopharyngodon idella (grass carp), 2408 nucleotides long. RefSeq names its product pleckstrin homology domain containing, family B (evectins) member 2 (gene plekhb2). Gene Ontology annotation, biological process: regulation of cell differentiation. The transcript has 9 exons. Lineage: Eukaryota; Metazoa; Chordata; Actinopteri; Cypriniformes; Xenocyprididae. The record is from RefSeq and is a predicted model, not a curated record. Gene Ontology annotation, cellular component: membrane. The coding region runs from base 269 to 814 and encodes 181 amino acids.
AUCAGCUGAGCUGGGAGGAGGAGGAUGCUACUGAUGUCACUUUGCUAGUCGCACACACACACUUCAAACAUCAACAAAGCGAAAGAGGGUAGUGAGUUUACUGGAGGAUGGCGUUUGUGAAGAGCGGAUGGCUGCACAGACAGAUGAGCUGACUAUCUAGGCUGCAUCUUGUUAUUCUUGCACCAUCUUGCGGCGCUGGAAGAGGAACUGGUUUGACCUCUGGUCAGAUGGACGUCUGGUCUUCUACGAUGACCAGCAGCGGCGGGACAUGGAAGAUGAGAUCCACAUGAAGGUGGACUGCAUCAACAUCCGCAACGCCAGCGCUUGUAGAGAGCUCACACCACCCGAAGGCAAAGGCAAAGACUCCCUCCUGCAGAUCGUCUGCCGGGACGGUCGGGUCAUCAGCAUCUGCGCAGACAGUGCAGAUGAUGCGUUGGCUUGGACCAUGGCCCUCCAGGAUGCCAGACUCAACACUGUUGUGGCGCCCACUCAGAUCGGUUUUGCCGAGGAUGUCAUAGCAUCUGCACCUCCGCCCUAUUCUGAAUUAAAUCCAACUCCACAGGUUUUCUAUCCUGAUGGAUAUGGCGGUUAUGUUCCUCAUCCUCCGCCUUACGCCACACAGAUGGUCUAUUCUGCGGAUGGGCAGCAGUAUGCAGUUGCUUACCCUUAUCAUUAUCAAGGUGGAUACGCACCCGGCGUCAACCACGUCAUAGUGCAGGAGCGUCGUCGUGACGACACAGGUGAUGUCGCUCUGGGGAUGUUGGCCGGCGCAGCGACGGGAUUGGCCCUCGGCUCUCUAUUUUCCGUAUUCUAAUGUGUUUGCGUGAACCCAGCCCAACCUCUCCUGACCUACAGCACAGGAAACUGUUCCCGUGUUGUUUUAACUUUGCCUUUACACCUCAUAUUGCGCAGGUCUGAUAAUGUAGCCGGGCUGGGGGUGCGUUCGCUUUCUUUUCUGUAUUCCUCUUUGUACCAAAGCUUAUGUACUUUUGAUUAGGCACCAAAAAACUUGUUUGCUUUGCAAAUUUAAUAUGUAACUUACAAAGAUGUACACUAAAAUAUUGGCGGCUAGCCUCAAGAUAAGGAUAAUCAGUAAGGUUUAAAGAUCACCUGCUCUUUAAUAAGACAAAAUGUCUGUUGUCGUCUUAUACUAAUGAUGUCCUAUGAUGAAAUGACCGACCCUGAUGAAAUGAAUGAUGGGUAACCUGUUUUGUUUUUUCCUAUUAGUUCCUGAAACUGUUUUCAGUGUCACUUGUAGCUGCAAAGACAAAAUUUUGCUGAAUUAAACUGACAGUCUUGUUUAAAAAGAAUAGUUUACUCAAAAAUAAAAGUUCUGUCAUAAAAUAUAUAUAUAUAUAUAUAUAUAUAUAUAUAUAUAUAGUAGUUGUUGUUUUUUUUCUUUGAGAAAACCUAUAACAUUUUUUUUUCUUUGGCGAAAUUUCUUCAACAUAUCCAUUUUUAUUGUAUGGAACGUUUUGUUAAUCAUCUUUAAUUAAAAAUUAUAUGCGUUUUAAGCAAUUUUAGAGCAAGUAGAUAAUGACAGAAUUUUCAUUUUUGUGUGAAAUAUUCAUUUAAAGCUAAUUUGACAGGUAAAUAGGACUAAUGAUGAUGCAUGAUUAAUACUGUGACGGCAGUUGUGAUGUUAUUCAGGAAAGAGUAAAGAGUGUGUCCUUAAAUCUAGCUUUUCUGGUUAUUUUUCCUUUCUUUGCCUUUGUUUCUUUUUUUUUGUGGCGGCCUUCGUUUAACUCAUUUAAUUGUGUUUAUUUAUACUCAGUGUUAUCAAGUGUGUAUUUUUCCCUUUUUUGUGGAGACUUUACACUUUGUGAGAUAAUUUUAGGUUUAUUUCUGUGAUUCGUUUUGUCUUGACUCCUAUGUGUAUGUAAAGUUUUUUUCUCUUAAGAGUUAAUAUCGAAUGUUUGCAUAUUUCCAGUUAACUAGCACAAUGAUUAGUCCCAAUGUUUGUGAUUGGAUGCGAUAAGGGAAACUUCAGGGAAAAGUUGGAUUGACUCGUGAUUGGUUAGACUCACUGUCACAUUUACACACAAUUAUGUGAUCGAUUUGACUUUGUGUUUACUUAACAGGUAUAAUUAUGAGCAUAUACGUGAUAAUAUAAGUGAUAAUAAUCUUAAUUGUUUCAUUUAUGCAGGAUUUAUCAGAAUGGAUUUCAGGUCUUGGUUUGGUUUAACUCAGGUCCUUUUCUUUGAGACUUGUGUGACUAAGUUUAAUGGACCAGUGAUUUAGAAAAAUGACAUUUUCAUCUGAGAUAUGCUUGAUAUGAUUUCUAAUGUUUUUUUUCUUUAUUGCUUUGUUGUUUGAACCUCACAAACAUCAUUUAAAUAUGUUGCAAAAUAUACCAACAUAAUCAUCAUCAGUGUGUUAUUUAUAAACUAUUAAAAUAUGUCCUGUGA